AUGGUGAUGAAGUUGGGAGCACAAAGUCCAGUGGUGAUUUUCAGUAGAAGCACUUGUUGCAUUUCUCAUAGCAUCGAAACCCUAAUUCGAAAUUUCGGAGCAAACCCUAUUGUUUAUGAGCUUGAUAGAGUUCAAAAUGGGAAGGAAUUGGAGAGGGCAUUGGUUGAAUUAGGGUGUCAACAAAUUGUGCCUGCUGUGUUCAUUGGAAAUGAGUUAGUUGGAGGUUCUAAUGAAAUUAUGAGUCUCAACAUUAGAGGCAAGCUCAAGCAAUUGCUCAUAAAGGCUAAUGCAAUUUGGGUAUAG
Molecule: messenger RNA, 303 nt
Organism: Solanum tuberosum (potato)
Lineage: Eukaryota; Viridiplantae; Streptophyta; Magnoliopsida; Solanales; Solanaceae
Product: monothiol glutaredoxin-S1-like
Exons: 1
Coding region: 1-303 (100 amino acids)
Source: RefSeq, a predicted model, not a curated record